UCAUGCACUAAAAAGAAAACAUGUACAGAAGUUCUACUAAACGAUUCCGUGUCAUCCCAAAACGCACAGUGAGCGCAAAUCCCAUUGAAUCUCUCUCUCUCUCUUAGGGUUUCGAAUUCUUUCACAAAUAAUGCAAUUGACACUCGAAUUCGGUGGGGGAUUAGAGCUUCUUUGUGACUCUGUAAAGGUCCAUAAUGUCGAUGUUGAUGUACAAAAUGGUGCAGAGAAGUUAACCAUGAAAGAGUUGCUCUGUUGGGUCCGAAACAAUUUGAUCAAGGAGAGGCCUGAGAUGUUCAUGAAAGGAGACUCUGUGAGACCUGGUGUUCUGGUCCUUGUGAAUGAUUGUGAUUGGGAGCUAAGUGGGCAGCUUGAUACAACCCUAGAAGAGAAGGAUGUGGUGGUUUUCAUUUCAACAUUGCAUGGUGGAUAGCAUCUAGAUGAUUGUGUUGUGUACUAUAUGAUAAUGCAAUUGUUAUUGUGAGAUUCUUAGAGUUUUGGCAUCCUAACCUUUUUUUUUGUACUUUGUUUCUAUACAUUAUUGAAGCAUUCAGGAAAGUGAUGAAAGUUUUUGUUGUUUUCUUAUGUCUGUUUAAAUUCAACUUUUGGCUUUGUGUCCAUGUACUUCUCCAUUUUCCUAGAUGAAUUGCAAUGUUCUUUUAAUAUUCAUUUUGAAUGAGAAAAGACUAUAUUGUUUUAA
Alnus glutinosa is the source of this 697-nucleotide messenger RNA. RefSeq names its product ubiquitin-related modifier 1 homolog 2-like. Gene Ontology annotation, biological process: tRNA thio-modification; protein urmylation. The transcript has 4 exons. The record is from RefSeq and is a predicted model, not a curated record. Gene Ontology annotation, cellular component: nucleus; cytoplasm. NCBI's taxonomy places the organism in Eukaryota, Viridiplantae, Streptophyta, Magnoliopsida, Fagales, Betulaceae. Gene Ontology annotation, molecular function: protein tag activity. Bases 131 to 430 code for a protein of 99 amino acids.